Molecule: messenger RNA, 1034 nt
Organism: Cokeromyces recurvatus
Lineage: Eukaryota; Fungi; Mucoromycota; Mucoromycetes; Mucorales; Mucoraceae
Product: SWIB/MDM2 domain-containing protein
Exons: 3
Coding region: 46-648 (200 amino acids)
Biological process (GO): nucleolar large rRNA transcription by RNA polymerase I; transcription initiation at RNA polymerase I promoter
Cellular component (GO): RNA polymerase I upstream activating factor complex; nucleus
Molecular function (GO): RNA polymerase I cis-regulatory region sequence-specific DNA binding
Source: RefSeq, a predicted model, not a curated record
UUUUUUUUUGUUAUUUUUAAAACAAAAAGCUUAGCUAAAUAGUAAAUGACUGAACAAUAUAGAACAAAUAUUGAAGCAAUAUUGAAAAACUCUGAUCUUUCAACGAUUACCACAAAAAAAAUCAGAAAGGAAUUAGAAGCUCAAAUUGGAACAUCUUUAGAUCAUGUAAAAAAGGAAAUUAAUACUUUAAUUGAACAAGUUUUUUUGAGUUUCCAACAACAAGCUUCUACUUCUUCGCAAGAUUCGGAACGUGUUUUAAAGAAAAAAGAUACGUCGAUUAAAAAGACGACUGCUCCUACUAUUAAAAAGGAAACCAAAAAAAAGAAGCAACAGCCCAAGAAGCCUAUCGAUUGGCCUGUGUAUAAAGUGACUUCACCUUUAAGUGACAUUAUUGGAACCGAUAUAUGCUCUCGUCCUCAAACUGUUAAAAAGAUGUGGGAAUAUAUUAGAAAGCAUAACUUACAGUCAGAAACAGAUAAAAGAAUCAUUAAUUGUGACGAUAAAUUCAAGCUUUUGUGUGAUAAUUUAGAACAAGUGAGUGCAUUCACUAUUAACAAAUAUACACAAAAAUAUUUCGAAAAGAUUCCAGCUGAAGAGCAAGCCAACUAUAAAAAGAUUCUCCAAGAUAGAGAAGAAUUACAAAAAUAAAGCGCUUUUCCACAUCAAGUAAUUUAUUUUAGCUUUUCUUUUCUUUCUUUUUUUUCCCUCCUUCUGUGAAAGAAGAAAUAUAUGAUUACAUGUAUAUAAAUUGUUCUAAAGUUGAAUUUUAAAUGUUUUUCCUUGAAGACCUUGCAGAAGACUCUGCUAAAGAUAAAAUAUACACCUAUUUUUUUAAUAACGCACCUUUGAACAAAGAGAAUGGUGUUGCUUCUCCCCCUAAUGCCAUUUGUAUCAAGUAAAAAUACAUGUUAUAUAAAUAUAUAUAUAUUCAUGCAUAUAAGACUAUAUACAAACUAUUCUAUAUGUUUAUUCUUUUUGUUUUGUUUCUCUCUCUCUCUCUCUUUCUUUCUUUCUUUCUUUUAUUUAAACUAAAC